Molecule: messenger RNA, 6822 nt
Organism: Tupaia belangeri chinensis (Chinese tree shrew)
Lineage: Eukaryota; Metazoa; Chordata; Mammalia; Scandentia; Tupaiidae
Gene: SPECC1
Product: sperm antigen with calponin homology and coiled-coil domains 1
Exons: 15
Coding region: 270-3443 (1057 amino acids)
Molecular function (GO): protein binding
Source: RefSeq, a predicted model, not a curated record
AUUCCAACACCUUCCUGGAGAAAAUCGCUCGGCUGGAUUCCUUCCCCAAACAAGCAAGUUUAAUUCGGUAGGCAGCCUAGAUGUGAGGCCGAGCCUCCUGCUAACUUUUAAUCCCUGGCAGUAGCAUCUCAGUGUGGCGUGGGGCUGCUCCCGGUGGGUCAUUUUAUCGUCUGUUAAGAAACAACACAUGCGCCUGCUGUUUGUGCGUGUUCUUCGGCGGUCACGCUCCGCUGAGCAAUAUUAAGAACGACAGCCCCGCCAGGACAGACAUGCGGAGUGCAGCCAAGCCCUGGAGCCCAGCUGGCAAAGCGGGGAGCCAUGGCCCCGACCGUGCGCGGCCCCUCCCCACCGCCGCCUCCGGCAUGAGGAGUUCGAAAUCCUCCACCUCGCUGGCGUUCGAGUCCCGGCUCAGCAAGCUCAAGAGGGCCAGUAGCGAGGACAUGCUCAACAAACCAGGAUGCACUGCCACCGCGGGGGUGGUUCGAAUGAAAAAGACCGCAACGGCUGGAGCCAUCUCCGAGCUUGCCGAGAGCCGCCUGAGAAGCAAUACAGGGGCUGUGCCAGCCACCAAACGGACCGGCAUUCCAGCUCCGCGGGAACUCCCAGUCACCGUCUCAAGGGAGAGGUCCGUACCUCGCGGCCCAUGCAACCCCAGGAAGUCGGUGUCCAGUCCCACUUCCUCCAGCACCCCUACCCCUACCAAGCACCUGCGGGCCGUGUCCACAAAGCCCAGGCAAGAGAGCGAAGGAGGAGAGAAGGCCGUGCUCGAGUCCCAGGUUCGGGAACUGCUGGCAGAAGCCAAAGCCAAAGACAGUGAAAUUAACAGGCUUCGAAGCGAGCUAAAGAAAUGUAAAGAGAAAAGAGCUCUCAGCUCCGAAGGGGCUGAUGCUUCUGACCCAAAUGGAGAUGCAGCGGUCUCACCCGGUGACCCAGAACCUUUGAUUAGAGCCCUGGAGGAGAAGAACAGGAACUUCCAGAAAGAGCUGGCCGACCUCGAGGAAGAAAACCGGGUCCUGAGGGAGAAACUGACUUACCUCGAGCAGUCGCCUAAUUCAGAGGGGGCGGCCAGUCCCCCUGGCGACAGCAGCUGCCCGACCUCCAUCACCCAGGAGUCCAGCUUUGAGAGCCCCACCGGGAACCCGCUGUCAAGUGAAAUCGACGAGUAUCAGAAGCACAUGCAGGAAAAUGCAUUACGGACAUCAGGCUCUUCGAGCAGCGAUGUCACCAAAGCUUCUCUGUCACCAGAUGCCUCCGAUUUUGAGCACAUCACAGCAGAUACCCCCUCCAGGCCCCUGUCCUCCACCAGCAACCCCUUUAAGAGCUCCAAGUGUUCGACGUCUGGGAGCUCCCCUAACAACGUGAGCGAACUGUCCCUGGCGUCCCUCACGGAGAAGAUACAGAAGAUGGAGGAAAACCAGCACAGCACCGCCGAGGAGCUGCAGGCCACCCUGCAGGAGCUCUCGGACCAGCAGCAAAUGGUGCAGGAACUGACGGCCGAGAAUGAGAAGCUGGUGGAUGAGAAGACGCUCCUGGAGACGUCCUUCCAGCAGCACCGAGAGAGAGCAGAGCAGCUGAGCCAGGAGAACGAGAAGCUGCUCACCCUCCUGCAGGAGCGCGUGCAGAGCGAGGAGCCCAGCACGCAGGGAGGCAAAGUCCUGGAGCUGGAGCACAAGUGCACGGAGAUCCUCGAACAGGGCCGCUUCGAAAGAGAGAAGCUGCUCAACAUCCAGCAGCAACUGACCUGCCGCUUGCGGAAGGUGGAGGAGGAGAACCAGGGGGCCGCAGAAGUGAUCGGCCGGCUGAGGGAGGAAAACGAGAAGCUCAGCGGGUUCCUGGAACUGGAGCGGCACAGUAAGGGCGUGAUGGCCCAGACGCUGGAGGAAUGCAGAGUGACCUUGGAAGGGUUGAAGAUGGAGAAUGGGUCUUUGAAGGCUCACCUGGAAGGAGAGAAGCAGAAGGCCGUGGAGACAGGCACCCUGGGGCAGAUGGCAGAGAGCUGUGACGUGGAGAUGUUGAAAGCUGCUCGAGCUGAGAAAGACCAGCUGGAGCUGUCUUGCACCGAGCUCAGGCAGGAGUUACUGAAGGCAAACGGCGAAAUUCAGCGCAUGUCGAGCCUGCUAGCCAAGGUGGAGAAGGACUAUGCCUAUCUGAAGGAGAUCAGUGACCACCAGGCAGAGCAGCUGAGCAGAACCAGCCUGAAGCUGCAGGAGAAAGCCUCGGAGAGCGACGCGGAGAUCAAGGACAUGAAGGAGACCAUAUUCGAGCUGGAAGAUCAGGUGGAGCAGCACCGGGCGGUGAAGUUACAUAACAACCAGCUCAUCAGUGAGCUGGAAAGUAACGUGAUCAAGCUGCAGGAGCAGAAGUCAGACCUAGAAAGGCAGCUGAAGACUCUGACCAAGCAGAUCAAGGAGGAGACGGAGGAAUGGCGGCGGUUCCAGGCGGACCUACAGACCGCGGUGGUGGUGGCCAACGACAUCAAGUGCGAGGCCCAGCAGGAGCUGCGCACCGUGAUGAGGCGGCUGCUGGAGGAGGAGGAGAAGAACGCCCGGCUGCAGAAGGAGCUGGGCGACAUGCAGGGCCACGGCAGACCUGUGAGUGACAACGCAGAGCCAUCUGAGGUGGACGCGCCGGGCCGGUGGCAUGGCGUCUACGUCAGCAGAGCCUCUCCGACGCCCUCGGAGUCUGCCACCACCGUGAAGUCGCUCAUCAAGUCGUUCGACCUGGGACGCCCAGGUGGAGCUGGACAGAAUAUGUCUGUCCAUAAGACCCCCAGAAGCCCCCUGAGUGGAAUUCCAGUGAGGACUGCCCCCGCUGCUGCUGUCUCUCCAAUGCAGAGGCAUUCGACCUACAGCAGUGCCCGGCCAGCCGGCAAAGCAGUGCCUCCGCGCAUGGACCUUCCCGACCUCCCUCUCUCAGAUCUUCUGAAGGGAAGGGCUGAGGACCUGAAGCCAGACCCCUACCUCCGGAAGAGUCCCUCACUGGAGUCCCUGAGCAGACCCCCCUCCCUGGGCUUCGGGAACACGAGAAUACUGAGCGCUUCCACCGGGGGACUGAAGCCGCAGAGCAAACUCAGCGUGGAGAGAAGAGACCCUCUGGCAGCCUUGGCCCGGGAAUACGGCGGCUCCAAGCGCAACGCUUUGCUGAAGUGGUGCCAGAAGAAGACAGAAGGUUACGCGAACAUCGACAUCACCAACUUCAGCAGCAGCUGGAGCGACGGCCUGGCCUUCUGUGCUCUGCUGCACACCUACCUGCCUGCCCACAUCCCCUACCAGGAGCUGAACAGCCAGGAGAAAAAAAGGAAUCUCUUGUUGGCAUUUGAAGCAGCUGAAAGUGUAGGCAUCAAACCCAGCUUGGAGCUCAGUGAGAUGCUGUACACGGACCGGCCUGACUGGCAGAGCGUGAUGCAGUACGUGGCCCGGAUCUACAAGUACUUCGAGACGUAGGCCCGAGGGCCCGGAACUUGACCGCCACCCACCCGCCUGCCUGGGAGUGUCUUGGAAGCACCUGGUCACUCGCCGCUGACCUGCUCUGCACCUGCUGUUCGACAGCUCGAUCCACUUGACCAACACACGGAAACGAGACAGAGCUGGGCUCCACCGUGCACCCACCUCAAAUGCAGACGCUCUCUGGGGUGUACGUCGGGACGCCUCCCUCUCCCAUGGAAACGGGGGGGCCUCCCGUCUUCCAGACCAAGGUCUCACGCCCAGGCUUAUUUCCUGAGAACCCUGGUCCAUGUCACCAAUCACGUCAUCUCCAGAGAGCCAGGACAGCACCUCCAAAAGAGUCUUUUUUUUUUUUUAACUAAAAAUUCCUGGAUUUUGCCUUUAAAAGAAAAAAAAAUAAUAACUUUGCCCUGGACACUGCCCCACCUCCUUAAAAGCCAAACGGAACAAGGAAAAAUGGAAAAGUCUGCUCUAGAAUGACGGGACACCGUGGCCCUGCCUUCUGGGGAAAAGCGUUGGAGGUUGAGGGAACGAUUUAACAGCAGAGCUUGCCUCCACGUUUUAGAUCUCACCAUCCCUUAUUUAAUUAUUUGGAUUAAAAGCAAAGCCUGUGAGAAUGCAGGCGAGCCCCUGGGCGCUGUGCUGAAGGUCUGUGGGGUGUCCCCCAGGGCAGUGAGUGCCCGCACCCGGCAGAGCUCCCCUGGGUGGGCGGCACGGGCUGGGAGCGACCUGCAGUGUGCGCACACCUGUUCCACCAUGCACGUGGGUCCCACACGUAGAACUCGGCAGGUCGCGAGGAAUGACCCGUCCUGCGUCCUCGCCUAUGGACGAAUGGGCGUGUGUGUCUCUGUGGGCAGACGGCGAUUCUGGACGGGACAGCUCCGCACUGCCUCGGGCUCCGGGGCCCUGUUAGCCCUCGGGCACGUGCAGGGCGGGAUGCCCUUCUGGUGGCCGGUGCUGGCUCCACCUCGAAUUGAACAGAGAGGAAUGCAGUUUCCUCUCAUGUCCUCCCCGUCACUCUCAGUGGCCGCAGAGCCUACCCCGAAGCUGCCUGGCACCUCGGGAUGCUCAACCCAGCCCAGAAAACCGUCUGGGGGCUCCUCAGUGUCCUUGGGCAGGUAGACGCACCCGUGGCCAGCAAGCUCACAGCUCUCACGCCCCUCACAGCCACGUGAGUCAUAAAUGCCCUUCCCUUGCUGUUGCAGGUGUCAGGUAGCUCUGUGUCCCCGGUCCUCUGACUAAGGACUUCUCAGCAGCUUGUCCCUGAGAACCACAGUGACUGCUGCUGCCGUUUAAAGGGAACCUCUGAUUGCUGAUCUGAGCCACUGAGGUCCAGCCCCCGUCCUGGGAGAGGCAUGAGCUCUGCAGAGGUGGCCGCGGGGCUCUGCUCCCCAGCUGCCUGGUGACGGGCGAUGUGGCCUUCAGGCCCUGGGUGUGGCUCUGUCACUGUCUCUGUCUCCCAGGAGUGGUCUGAAAACACUUUUGGUGGGCUGGGGUCUGGUGACUCAGUGCCUGGAAGGGGACCAGGGACGCAUUCUGUACAUUUUCCAAGUUUUCCAGGGGACUUGCAUCCACAGCAGUGCAGAGAACCACAGAGGGGAGAGAGAGCUCCUGUGGGAGGCCCCGGGCGGUGUAGCCCACUGUUUGGGGACGAUCGUGACCUCGCUGGCCCCUUUUCAAAUGGAAGCACAAGGCCAGUGGGACAAACUUAACUUCUCUUUCCUGACCCUACCCAGACGAAAGCCGUCCCGGGCGCUUUCACCGCCUGUCCUUUGUCACCUCCACCGUGCAUUCCCACCCUCUCCAUGCCCUCGCCUCGCCCCGCCACCGAAGGAGGAAAGUGUAUGCCAAGUAGCUGGGUUCGGCUGCCAUUGUCCCCCCCGGGAUUCCUCCAGGGUUGAGCGUGGUGGUGGCAGGCGGUCUUGGGAGGGCCGAGGAGGGGUUGGUGUUGAUUGGCUCUCCGAUGGCAAGGGAUGAGAAUAGAAAGAGCUUGGGCCGAGGGGUCUUGGCGCCCGGUGCUGCUGGUGCCCUCCCUCACUCCCGGCAACACCAGCGCCUCUCCAGUGGGGCCCACGACGCCCACCCCUUCACCCAGGCUCAUCUGUUCUUGCCUGUAUCCUGGUCCCUUUAGGUUCAAAGAAAGCAGCAAAUGAAAGCCGGCUCACGUGCGACUUCUUUUGCGACCCCCAGGAGGCCCCCGCUGGCGUCUGCCCGUGAGUGGUGCAGAUCGGGGUGGUGUCCUGGCCAUGGAAACAUGGGGUGUCUGCGGCGUGAUGGCCCUGCUGCUGUCCUGGGGUCUUGAUGGCCUUGGGGGUGCAGGGACAGGCCCUGUCAGUGGCCAGCAAAGCUAGCAGCUCCGGGAAGUGCAGUCCUGGGAAAAGCCGCCCCUCCAGGCAGGCCAAAGGGCAGGGCUCGGAGGUGCAAUUUUAAGAGCUCAGCCAGGGUGAGUGUGGAAAUCUACCCGGAGCAAACAGGGCGGGGCCGUGUGCCUUCCCUCCUGCCCAGCCGGCCGCGCCCGCAACGGCCGAGUCUCUGCCCGUCUUCCCGCAGCCAGGACUUAGUCAUCCACGGUUCCUGGUGGUUUUGCAGAGCCUUUUUCUUUACUAUAUAAUGUGUAUAAAACAGCCGCCAACGGCAGGGCCCAGAAGAGUGCAGGGGUGUUCACGAUGUCCAGAACUCCUCGGUCCUCCGCCUGGGAGUCGUUUCGCAGGUGGCCUCCUGGGUGCGCGGGUGCUUGGCCCCUGUCUGCGGGACGGUGUUCUGAGGGACUUUCCUCCUCGGCCCACCCCGUCUCAGAAAUGAUGCGGGGCUUUUGUUUUCGCUCUCCAUUCGGUUCCUCUACAGCUUUGGUAGAGACCAGCGAGGUCGAGGGGAGAGAGAAACACACGUCCCAGAGCCCUGAGCCAUCUGCCGCGUCCCUUCCCUCCCGCCACCACAUCCCGGGGCGCUCUGACCUCUCCCUCCUGCUUCCUCGGAGGGGCGGGCGGGCCGCUCAGUGGCCUGCAGAGGUGGAGUCUGGGCCAAGGGAGACCGACACUGGCCCACCCGCUGAUCCGGCAGUUCUGCCCCAAGGUCAGCGUGCCAUUUGAGAUGACCUACCAACGACGACAUGCAGGAAAGGACAGACGCUUGCAGCCUCUCCGAAAGCAUAUGGAAGAUCUGCAUCCGCCCGGCUUUGAGCCGCUCACCCCGGGGAGCUCACCGAGUUUAACGACGGCCCCUGAACGCAGGUGCAUGGCCGCGGCCUCGGCCCCACAGCGCGCUAGACCGCGCCGAGCGCUGUCAGCCUGGACACGCGGACAGGCGUGUGACCCCGAGCAGGGAAGGGUAUGACGUGUGACUGGAGUAUUUCUAAUAAAUAUAUUUUCUUUCUCUCUGA